Molecule: messenger RNA, 1299 nt
Organism: Penicillium canariense
Lineage: Eukaryota; Fungi; Ascomycota; Eurotiomycetes; Eurotiales; Aspergillaceae
Product: thiolase family protein
Exons: 3
Coding region: 1-1299 (432 amino acids)
Biological process (GO): fatty acid beta-oxidation
Molecular function (GO): acetyl-CoA C-acetyltransferase activity
Source: RefSeq, a predicted model, not a curated record
AUGAUCACCGCCACAGGGCUGCCUGCCCGUCUCUCGAAGCGGGCCACCAUCCCCGCAUUCCGUGCUCAGCGGCACUUCAGCUCCGCACGCCCAGCGUUGAAGGAGAUCCAGGAUGCCUACAUUCUUAGCGCCUCUCGCACACCAACAGGCAAGUUUAACGGUGCCUUCACCUCCGUGUCGGCUCCCGAGCUGGGUGCAGUUGCCAUCAAGUCUGCCCUGAGCAAGAGCAAGGUUCCUGUGGAGAAGAUCACCGACGUUUAUAUGGGAAAUGUGCUCCAGGGAUCGGUUGGCCAGGCUCCCGCCCGCCAGGCGUCUAUUUUCGCUGGCCUAUCCUCGAGCGUGGAGUCCUUGACCGUCAAUAAAGUGUGUGCAUCCGGUCUGAAGGCGGUUGCGCUGGCAGCUCAGAACAUCCAACUGGGUUUGGCUGAGGCUCAGGUGGCGGGUGGUAUGGAGAGCAUGACCCGUGUGCCUUACUACCUGCCCCGCUCCAGCCAGCUGCCUCCCUUUGGUGAAAUCAAACUGGAGGACGGCCUCAUCAAGGAUGGCCUCUGGGAUGUGUUCAAUCAGUUCCACAUGGGUAUCUGUGCGGAGCAAACUGCGAAGAAGUACGAGGUCACGCGCAAGGACCAGGAUGAGUAUGCCAUCCGCUCCUAUGAGCGGGCCCAGCAGGCGUGGAAGGAGAACAAGUUUGCGGAAGAAAUUGCCCCCGUCACGGUGAAGAGCAAGAAGGGCGAGACCGUCAUUGAGCGGGAUGAGGGUUAUGAGAACCUUCGCAUCGACAAAUUGACGACUCUGAAGCCUGCCUUCUUGCGGGAUGGAACUGGCACGAUCACCGCUGCCAAUGCCUCCUCCAUGAACGAUGGUGCGUCCGCCCUUGUUCUGGUUAACCGAGAUCUUGCGCGGGAAUUCGGCAAUGGUGGUCGUGCGCUGGCACGUAUUGUGUCCUCGGCCGAUGCUGCCAUCGAUCCCAUCGACUUCUCUGUGGCCCCAUCCAAGGCGGUCCCGAUAGCCCUGGAGCGUGCGGGUAUCACCAAGGAUCAGGUGGCAGUGUGGGAGUUUAAUGAGGCCUUUGCCGCGGUGAUCAAGGCUAACGAGAAGAUCCUCGGCCUGCAAGAUGCCAAGGUCAACAUGUUGGGCGGCGCUAUCUCUCUCGGCCACGCUUUGGGCAGCUCCGGUUCCCGCAUCCUCGUCACCUUGCUCCACCAGCUACAACCCGGUGAGUAUGGUGUGGCUGCCAUCUGCAACGGCGGUGGUGCCGCGACGGCGAUGGUUGUGCAGAAGCUGGACCGUGUGGACUAG